Molecule: messenger RNA, 957 nt
Organism: Alosa sapidissima (American shad)
Lineage: Eukaryota; Metazoa; Chordata; Actinopteri; Clupeiformes; Clupeidae
Gene: lim2.5
Product: lens intrinsic membrane protein 2.5
Exons: 5
Coding region: 127-648 (173 amino acids)
Cellular component (GO): plasma membrane
Molecular function (GO): structural constituent of eye lens
Source: RefSeq, a predicted model, not a curated record
UCUCACUCUAGGCUAGCACUGUCUCUCUCUCCUUCCCUGGGGAAAGGCUGAUCCUUAAGAGGCUUUCUCGAUCCUGAAGAAAUCAGUGUGCAGAGCUCCACGGCCUCCACCACAGCGCCACUCAGGAUGUACAGCUUUAUGGGAGGGGGCUUAUUCUGCGCCAUCGUGGGGAACAUCCUGCUGGUGGUCUCCACAGCGACCGACUACUGGAUGCAGUACCGGCUGUCGGGUAGUUUCGCCCACCAGGGUCUGUGGAGGUAUUGCAUGUCCGGCAAGUGCUACAUGCAGACCGACAGUAUCGCUUACUGGAAUGCCACCCGUGCUUUCAUGAUUCUGUCGGCCAUGUCGUGUUUCGCCGGCAUCAUCGCGGGUAUUCUCUCCUUUGCCCACUUCUCCGCCUUUGAGAGAUUCAACCGCUCCUUCGCUGCAGGAAUCAUGUUCUUCGUCUCAACUCUUUUCGUUUUGCUGGCGAUGGCCAUCUACACGGGCGUGACGGUGAACUUCCUGGGAAAGCGCUUUGGAGACUGGCGCUUCUCCUGGUCCUACAUACUGGGCUGGGUGGCUUUGCUCAUGACAUUUUUUGCAGGGAUAUUUUACAUGUGUGCCUACAGAAUGCAUGAAUGCCGGAGAGUGGCCGGGCCACGCUAAGUCAACAGGAAGAGGAAGACUUUUUUCUGAAAUGCUCUCGCAAAACCUAACCAACGUGAAGCAAUAGUUCAAUGGCUCAAGCCAAGUUACUAAACAAAAUAUAAACAUCACUUUUCUUUGGAAAUACGAGCAAUAAAUAAAAUCAUGAAAAAAAAACAGGUUUACGUCUGUCUCGACCAUUUCCUCUCACACACAAAAGAAUUAUGAGCGGAAUCACAAGCUCUGUUUUGGAGGAUGAUACAUACAGCCCAUGGAAGAUAGUCUUUUUUUGUACCAGACACUGGAAGUGCAGUAUGACAUUUCACUCAA